GAGGGGAAGGAACUGGGUGGGAAGGGACCUCCAGAGUGCCGGAGCCCUCAUCAGGAUCACGGUCCUCUGAUCGGAAGAUCUGGAAGAGCUGCUCCUGAGAGAGAAGGUGAUCACAAACCAAACUAUCUUUGAGCCACAAUGGACCAAGGCACUAAAAUGAGGGGCCAGAACCCACAGACUCAUGUGACAACGAACAUCUCCAAAGCGCAGAAGUGCACAGUGAUCGGAGGCUCGGGGUUUCUUGGUCAGUACAUGGUAGAGCAGUUGCUGGCCAGAGGCUACCAUGUUAACAUCUUUGACAUCCGUCAAAGCUUUGAGGACCCCGACGUAGAGUUCUUCCUGGGUGAUCUUUGCAACCAGCAGGAUCUCUACCCAGCUCUGAAAGGGGUGGGCACCGUUUUCCACUGUGCGUCACCCCCACCAGGCAGUGGCAACAAGGAGCUCUUUUACAGAGUGAAUUACCUUGGCACCAAGAAUGUCAUUGAAACUUGCAAAAAGGCUGGGGUUCAGAAACUCAUUCUGACAAGCUCUGCCAGCGUCGUCUUUGAGGGCGUCGAUAUCAAGAACGGGAUUGAGGAGCUCCCCUACGCCAAAAACCCCAUUGACUACUACACGGAAACCAAGAUCCUACAGGAGCAAGUCGUCCUGGGCGCCAAUGAUCCCGAGAAGAAUUUCCUAACGGUCGCCAUUCGCCCUCAUGGCAUUUUCGGCCCUAGGGACCCGCAGUUGGUCCCCAUCCUCGUUGAUGCUGCCAGGAAGGGCAAGAUGAAGUUUAUGAUUGGAAAUGGGAAAAACUUGGUGGACUUCACCUUUGUGGAGAACGUGGUCCAUGGCCACAUCCUGGCGGCAGAGCGCCUCUCCCAAGAUGUAGCUGUGUGUGGAAAGGCCUUCCACAUCACCAAUGACGAGCCCAUCCCAUUCUGGGCGUUCCUGUCCCGUAUCCUGACAGGCCUCAACUAUGAGGCCCCCAAGUACUGCAUCCCCUACUGGCUGGCCUACUACCUGGCCCUGCUGCUGGCCUUGUUGGUGAUGGUGGUCCAGCCGGUGAUCAAGCUGCAGCCCACCUUCACGCCCCUGCGGAUCGCACUGGCUGGCACCUACCACUACUUUAGCUGUGCCAGGGCCAAGGAGCUGCUGGGCUACCAGCCACUGGUCCCCAUGGAUACUGCCGUGGAGAGGACUGUGCGUAGCUUUCACCACCUGCGGCAGGUCUGACUGAGCUCAGGCUCCACCUGCCAGGGAGCUAAGAGCCGCCCUGGCCCUUCUGUGAGCCACCUGGGUGCGGUACAGCUGCUCUCUAUAUCUGGACGUAGGAAAUCUCCUUCCCCUCCACCCCCUCUGGCUCCUGAGCACAAAUGUCACUUUGCAGUUGCCCCCUAAUCCUUGUUGGCGUCCUUGCGUUCAAAUUGAAGAGGUAAGACCCUGUCAGGAAGAAACGGUUGAAGGGACCACACAUUAAAAAUAUCCUAGAAGAAAAGUGAAAGAUAUAAAGAAAGGCACAUGGCUGCGACUUGAAACGGGGUGCCUAUUUUACAUCUCAGGGUGGUAAACUUCCAAAUUCUCUGUCCCCACAGGGUCGCCUGCUUUGUUCUGUGUCAGCCCAUUCUCAACAGCAGGGUUCCUGAGUGCUCUGCGGCGAUGUGCAGACCAGCUCGUGAGAGUUUGCGUUAGGGAGGCCCCUUUAGUGACUCGGAGUUGGGGAAGAAACCCCUGAGAUGUUAUAGCCCAGCCCACGGGAGACCAGAAUAAAGUCAGGAUGUUGGACCUGU
Messenger RNA from Echinops telfairi (small Madagascar hedgehog), 1769 nucleotides. RefSeq names its product NAD(P) dependent steroid dehydrogenase-like (gene NSDHL). Bases 139 to 1215 code for a protein of 358 amino acids. Gene Ontology annotation, biological process: steroid biosynthetic process. Gene Ontology annotation, molecular function: 3-beta-hydroxy-Delta5-steroid dehydrogenase (NAD+) activity. The record is from RefSeq and is a predicted model, not a curated record. Lineage: Eukaryota; Metazoa; Chordata; Mammalia; Afrosoricida; Tenrecidae. The transcript has 8 exons.